AUGGCCUCACAGAACCGCGACCCGGCUGCUGCCAGCGCUGCCGCCGCCUCCCAUAAGGGGGCUGAGCCUGGGGCGGGCGCGGUCCGAAGGUCCGUGGGCAAGAGAUUACAACAGGAAUUGAUGACCCUAAUGAUGUCUGGAGAUAAAGGAAUUUCUGCCUUCCCAGAGUCAGACAAUCUCUUCAAAUGGGUCGGGACCAUCCAUGGUGCAGCUGGGACUGUAUAUGAAGAUCUGAGGUACAAGCUUUCUCUGGAGUUCCCCAGCAGCUAUCCAUAUAAUGCUCCCACAAUGAAAUUUGUCACACCCUGCUACCAUCCUAAUGUGGACACCCAAGGCAAUAUCUGUUUGGACAUUCUCAAAGACAAGUGGUCAGCUCUGUAUGAUGUCAGGACCAUCCUACUCUCUAUCCAGAGCCUGCUGGGAGAACCCAAUAUUGAUAGCCCAUUGAACACACAUGCUGCUGAGCUUUGGACAAACCCUAAAGCCUUUAAAAAGUACCUGCUGGAAACCUACAUGAAGCAGGUGACCAGCCAAGAGCCCUGA
Messenger RNA from Gracilinanus agilis (Agile Gracile Mouse Opossum), 543 nucleotides. RefSeq names its product ubiquitin-conjugating enzyme E2 C-like. The transcript has a single exon. The record is from RefSeq and is a predicted model, not a curated record. NCBI's taxonomy places the organism in Eukaryota, Metazoa, Chordata, Mammalia, Didelphimorphia, Didelphidae. The coding region runs from base 1 to 543 and encodes 180 amino acids.